This is a messenger RNA of Cucumis melo (muskmelon), 1407 nucleotides long. RefSeq names its product protein BOBBER 1. The record is from RefSeq and is a predicted model, not a curated record. Gene Ontology annotation, biological process: protein folding. Bases 79 to 1020 code for a protein of 313 amino acids. Gene Ontology annotation, cellular component: cytoplasm. The transcript is spliced from 6 exons. Lineage: Eukaryota; Viridiplantae; Streptophyta; Magnoliopsida; Cucurbitales; Cucurbitaceae.
AGACUAAAUUCUUAAACCCUCAUUCAACUGGGCCGAUCUUUUCGAGCCAUUUUAGCAGUUCCCUUCCUUUUGUGCGCCAUGGCGAUUAUCUCCGACUACGAAGAGAAGGAAGAAAUCCCAAAGCCAAAGAGGCCUUCAUCUUCCUCCUCUCCAUCUUCUUCUUCAUCAGCUAAGCCUUCUCAAUUCAAUGCCAACUUUGACCCUUCAAACCCUCUAGGGUUUUUGGAGAAGGUGUUCGAUUUUCUUGCCAAUGAGACCGAUUUUCUCUCCAACGAUAGAGUCGAGAAGGACAUUGAGACGGUUGUGCGCAGAGCUGUGGAGAAGAGAAAGAAGCAUGAGGAGUCACUUGAGCUUAAAGGUAAGGCUGAAAAGAGGAUUAAGGAGGAGGUGAAGAGUGUUAAGCAGGAAGCUGCGCCGGCGAAGGCUGUUGCAUCGCCGCCGGAAGAGAAAGUGGGUGAGAAGUUGGAGGAAGUUACCGAGGAGAAGAAAGAGGACAACGGGCCAAGAGUCCCCAACAAAGGUAAUGGUCUUGAUAUGGACAACUACUCUUGGACACAGUCUCUCCAAGAAGUCAAUGUUAAUGUACCUGUACCAAAAGGAACUAAGUCCAGGUUCGUGGUUUGUGAGAUCAAGAAGAAUCGUCUCAAAGUUGGACUAAAGGGUCAACCGCCAGUGAUAGAUGGAGAGCUUUGUCAUACUGUCAAGCCAGAUGACUGUUAUUGGAGCAUAGAGGAUGAGAGCAUCAUUUCUAUUCUUUUGACUAAGCACAACCAAAUGGAGUGGUGGAAAUAUUUAGUUAAAGGGGAUCCUGAGAUUGAUACUCAGAAGGUUGAGCCUGAGAACAGCAAACUAUCUGAUUUAGAUCCAGAAACACGACAAACAGUUGAAAAGAUGAUGUUCGAUCAAAGGCAGAAAUCUAUGGGACUCCCGACAAGUGAUGAGAUGCAGAAGCAAGAGAUUCUGAAGAAGUUCAUGUCUGAGCAUCCGGAGAUGGACUUUUCAAGGGCAAAGAUAUCGUAAAUGGAACUGCCAGAUUCUUUGGCGCAUAGAUAAGAGAACCUAAAGAAGGAAAAAAAACCAAAAUAUUUGUAGUUUUUGUUCAGGGCUGGAAAGUUGUGUUUUUUUAGGGAGGUUUGAGUUCUCGUUAUUUAUGAGAAUGGCAGUGAACAUAUUCUCAUUAUUUAUGAAACGGGAUUUUGGUAUGGUGUGUGUAUGGAAUUGAGUUUUACCAUUUUAUUUUUCAUGAUAAUUUAGAUGGGCUUUUCUCCGAUUUUGGGCUAAGACUGCAUGUUGGAUCCGAGUGAAAGGUCCAUGGGCUCACGGGUUCAUUCCAAUUCAAGGAACAAUCUUUUUGUGAUAACGAACAGAUAACUAUAUUUAUUUCAAUCCAAGUUUGAUCUUUGUCAA